This is a messenger RNA of Erythranthe guttata (spotted monkey flower), 1198 nucleotides long. Its product is annotated as sec14 cytosolic factor. The record is from RefSeq and is a predicted model, not a curated record. Lineage: Eukaryota; Viridiplantae; Streptophyta; Magnoliopsida; Lamiales; Phrymaceae.
CCCCCCUUGACUCUAUACUGACUGAUUGGCUCCGUCAUUGCUAAAGCCAAUUAUGCAUUGAAUAAUGUGGACCAUUUUCGCCAAACUUUGAGCUGUAUUCAUUAAGAGCUUAGCUUCAAAUGCUCUAAACUACAAGAGCAACUUUUAAUUUAAUUAGAUGGCAACUUGCACAAGUAUAAAACAGAGAAAUAAUCCUGCUACCUAUUUCCAUCAAAAUACUGCUUCAUAAUUUAAUCCAAGAUGGAUAGAAGAAUGAAGGAAGAAGAAGAAGAAGAUAUAUUUUAUUCUCCUGAAAAUAUGGAAGCAAGUGACAACGAAGAAAAUGGACGCAACGACGAGGAUGAGAAGACAAUGCUUAGCCAUUUAAGAGCCACACUUGAAAAGCAAGAUCCAUCUUGUAAGGAAAUAGAUGAUCUAACAUUGAGGCGAUUUCUACGUGCACGUGAUCUUGAUGUGGAGAAAGCUUCUAGAAUGUUCAUCAAGUACUUGACUUGGAGGCGAAGUUUUGUCCCGAAGGGUUCGAUUUCAGUAUCGGAGAUCAUAAAUCAAUUAAACGACAAUAAGAUAUAUAUGCAAGGAACGGAUACGAGAGGGUGUCCAGUCCUGGUUGUUUUUGGUGCUAAGCAUUUUCCCAGCAAAGGAGGAACGGAAGAACUCAAACGUUUGGUGGUGUUUGCUUUCGAUAAACUAUGUUCGAGGAUUCCUGACGGACAAGAAAAGUUAACGAUUAUCGUAGAUCUACAAGGGUAUGGUUAUUCUAAUAGCGAUGUUCGUGGAUACACUGCAAUCCUUUCAAUUUUACAGGAAUACUAUCCAGAAAGACUCGGCAAAGUGUUCAUGAUCCACGUACCUUACAUCUUCAUGACAGUGUGGAAGAUUAUUUACCCAUUUAUCGACAAAAAUACUAAGAAGAAGUUCGUAUUCAUCGAGAGCAAGAAACUGCGUGAGGCUCUACUUGAAGAGAUAAAUGAAAGCCAGCUUCCAGAUAUUUAUGGAGGUAAACUGAAGCUAGUUCCAAUUCAAGACAGUACUUAAUUCUUGCUUCUCCUCCAAGCCUGAGAAAUAUUUAAAUAAAUGUUGGAUAUGAGAUGAGAAAUGCAUAUUAUAUUAGUAUGUGAAGUUCUAUUAUUAUUCAGUUAUAAUAAUGUAAUUUAAUUUAUACAUGGAUGAAUCAUGCAUGUAUAAAUUAUUUUUAUUU